Messenger RNA from Eriocheir sinensis (Chinese mitten crab), 5296 nucleotides. RefSeq lists its product as uncharacterized. The record is from RefSeq and is a predicted model, not a curated record. Gene Ontology annotation, biological process: regulation of transcription by RNA polymerase II. Gene Ontology annotation, molecular function: RNA polymerase II cis-regulatory region sequence-specific DNA binding; DNA-binding transcription activator activity, RNA polymerase II-specific. The transcript has 6 exons. Gene Ontology annotation, cellular component: nucleus. NCBI's taxonomy places the organism in Eukaryota, Metazoa, Arthropoda, Malacostraca, Decapoda, Varunidae. Bases 298 to 4386 code for a protein of 1362 amino acids.
GCCAGGGAUGCUCAGGGCGAGGAACAGUCCAGCACUGGGCCCUAUCACGCUUAUUACCUUAUCAGAACCCGUUGGAGAGACGGGAAUGCUCGAAGGAGGCUUAGAAUUGGUCCUAAAUAUUGUGCCUCAAUGUUGAUGUGCCUCCUACGUGUCACGCGCCCAUCCCUGAGGCGGCCCGCCCCGGUGUUUGGUCAUGGUGCAUAGGUUUUGUCCACCACUCAUACUGGGGCAGCUUGGCAUUUAAUGGCACCUUUAUCCGCCGAGAUGUCAUGACCAAGGGUGGUUCUUUCUGAGAGGAUGAAGUGCAAAGUAAGUGACUCUUCAAGUGGGGUAGGAAGGCCCCGCCCUGGCCAUGUCAGCAGUGCCGGCCAUGUGUCCCGGCUGCAUAAGGAUGAUGUGGCCCUCAACACACGCAGCAGUAACAAAGGUGAUAGAAGUGAGGGGAGCAUGCUGCGGAGGUCCUCACGAAGAGCCACCAUUGAGAGAAGAGUUUGGGCCUCACCUAAGAAGAUGGCCAAAGCUCCCUCGCCUAACGUCAAAGAGAAACUCAUGCAGCCCAAGUCGUCCAGGAAAGACAAGGAAAAGAAGGUACAAAAUACAGUGCAAAGCAGAUCCACCAGCAAGAGCAAGGUCUUACCAGAUGCCAAAAGAGGGCUGGUCAUGACGGAAGAAACUGGGAAUGCAAGGAGAAAGAUCAAGAGGAGAGAGGGAAUGGAAAAUGUGGGUGACGACAGGGAAGAUACGAGUGAGAGUGCCGGUGAAUUACUUGAAAUGGCGGAAACCACAAAUGUUAGUGAUGCAGAGGAUGCCACAGAAGAGGUAGCCAGUAUUAGUUUAGAAGAAAGAACAGAGGAUGUGACUGAGGAAACCAGUGAUGUCUGUGACGGUGAUGGUAAUGGUGACAACGGUGAUGGUGUUGAUGAGCGCACAGGCAGCAUUAGGACAGGACUCCCUCUUUUGGCUGAGGCAGUGGUCAGUUUAAAAGAUAUUCCUUCAAGAACUUCAAACAGUGACUCGAGUAGAUGUGAACGAGGUGUGGAAGAAAUGCUAGACACUGGUGACUUUUGCCUAACCAAAGCUAUUGUAGAGGAGGUUAUCCCUGACUUUGGAAAUGAUGCCUCUUAUGUUUCCAGCUGUGCUCUACCUGAAGUGAAUUCUAGAAACACACAACAAAGUGCAGGUCAAGUGUUUAGAAAUUUGGAGGAUGUUCUUGGACACUCGUACAGCAAACCAGGGCAGGACUGUGAUAAGGAGGAUGAGGCUAAGGCUGAACCAAAGUCCCCAGUCAGGGCUCAUCCCAGUACCAUAGACACUAGUAGUGGCAGUGAAGAGGCUGAGACAGAAAAUGCAGCCUUAGAAGUGGAACCAGGAGAUGUUGGGAGUGAUGAGGCAUUUAGGGAGCAGCAUCAUGAAUGGGAAAGGAAGAAGGAGGAGGUGAUUAUAGGAGAAGGGGACCAACACACCAUGGACUUCAGUGAGGCUCAGCUUGAUAUCAGAUUAGAGUGUUCAAGCAAAAAUUCAGAAGUGACCAAAGAUGGGAGUGAGGUGUACAGUAUAGAGGAAUCCACGGAACACCUAGGAGAGGAGGAUAAUGCAAACACUCUGGAAGAUAAUGAUCAGACUGAAAAUGAAAGUGUCACAACCUCAGACUUUGCUGCCCAGAAUUCUGAUGGGCCAAUGACUGAUCAAGCCAUCAGUGAGAACAGUAAAGGUGGAGCAGAAGAGGUGUUGGAGGAGGAGGAGGGACAUGUCUCCUUGAGUGUGGCCCUGGCACAGUUGCUCGACUCCGGCUGUGGUGAAGCAGAGGGCACGGAGACACUCACCAUCCACUCUGUGUCCCCAGGUGUGCAGGCAGGGCGGGAAGAGAAGAAGGAAGUGAUGGAAUUGGAUGUCAGCUCAAGAGCUAUGGUGACAGAGAAGGCUGAAAAUGAAGUGGAUGAUGAUGAGGAUGAAGAGGGAGAGCUGGUCAUCAAGGAGGAGGAGGAUGAAGGUGUGGAUGAAGAGACCAACACUGAGUCCGAGGAAGAUAGUGAACUCAAAGGACAAGCAGAAGGUGAAAGCAAAGAGGACAACCACCAAAAUUCACUCUCCAUCAUGAACUCCACCAAAUUACCUGAGCUGUGUAAGGUGAUAAGGUGUGAAAGUGAGGUAGACCGGCACACAACCUCCCCGUCCCCCCCACCCACACCCGCCAAACUCAAGAAGCAAAUUCCUCCCCUGAUCAAAAUAAGUUCACGUCCUCCAGCCAUCAAAACUCCCCUCAAGUGCCCGGAGUGUCCUAUGCAAUUUUGCACUGUACGUUCCCUUCUGUGGCACUUUGGGACUCACGGAGCAAGAUCUCGUGAAAACUGCCUGCCUCCAAUUUUGUUGCAGGACUUGAUAGUUCCCUGGGACAAGCCAACUGUAUCCCUGUUUAUCUCUCAAGCUACAGAUGGAGAGAGAAGCACAGAAAAGAUUAUUGCUUCUAACGAAAUGUCAUUAGCAGUGUCGCUUUCUCCUGAAUCAGACGGGAAAGGGGAAACAACUAACAAACAGGAUCUGACAAUGACUACUCAGAUUCUCAGGGCAGAUGAUGGUAUGGGGACCAAUGGAGAUGUUAUUCUCAAGGUCCCCAUCCCAAGGCUAAAGCCGAAGUCUCAGUUAUCUUCCAUAUUCAAGAAAGACAAGUUCAUUAAUAUUCUGCCCAAGAUAAUGAACAGUGAGAGUCAGAGUAGUGGUACACCUGCCACUCCCCACCUGACCAAAAUGAGGUCUUCUAGCUCCCCUACACCGCAGUUGACGAUACAGGCACAGAGUAGCAAGUCAGCAGAUGUUGUGACAGUUAAACCCCAACACACUGUCCCAAAGAUCACCAUCAGGGGAGACAAUUCAGCCUCACAGGUUCAUGUCAAGGCCCUAGCACCAGUGUCAGCACACUCCGCAGUACAAAUCAAACCGCUUAUGACAUCUUCACAAUCUGCAGUCCAAAUUCAGCCACUCCUUUCAACAUCUCAGCCAGCAAUCCAAAUCCAACCUCUAGUGUCAUCAUCACAGUCAGCUCUCCAAAUACAACCUCUUGUUUCAACAUCCCAGUCGCCAUUACAGAUCCAACCCCUAGUGUCCUCAUCACAGUCAGGUCUCCAAAUCCAGCCUUUGGUAUCAUCUUCACAGUCAGCACUACAGAUUCAGCCUUUGGUUUCUGGUACCCCUGCUGCUGUACAUCCAGUUGCGUCCACCACCACAAAGCCCUCGUCGGCUACUAGUCACAUUGCCUUAAUUCCUGUUGAUAAUCUCACUGCUGUUGGUCAAAACUUUUCUUCAAGAUCCAAGACAGUCCCUCCUCCAAUCAGGAUGGUGGCUCCCCCUCCAGUGCCAGUGAAGCCAGCUUCAACAUCAAUGGAUGGCAUCCUGGAGAAAGAUGGCCUAGUAAUGAUCAAUUCCAACUUAGCUCUACGUAUUGUCUCUUCAUUGCCCAGUUCUCUUGAUAGUAGCACCAGUACCACCACUUCCACUACAACCAUCCGGCCAGUAACCACUCAACUCACUACCGCCAACAAUCUUACCAUUCUGCCACAGGUGGAAGGGAGCAAGCUGGCCAACUCCAAGAAAGAGGGCCUUAAAAACCCAGACAUCCUCACCAUUGUGCCACAGAUAGAUGUAAACAAGAAAGGCUCCCUCUUCAAGAAUGUGCCACCUAACCCCAAUACUCAUACAUCUACUAAGAGCUCUGCUGCCUCACAGGUUGUGAAGCUCUACCUUCUGCAACCCAAAGAUGUGAAAGGUGGGAGUAGUGGGGACAGCACAGCAAAGCUAGGCAUCACUGCAGAUCAAUCCAUUGGGAUGAAUGGCCUUGAAGUGCCAUUAACACUCUCAAAUGGAAAUGAAAAUACUGCCAUCAGUGAGAAUGGGAAUCUAAGGGAGCAUGGAACAGAUGAAGAUGAAGAAAUAGAUGACUUAGAUGAUGACGAUGAGGAAGGAAUGGUGAUUGAUGACGAAAGAGAAGGUGAGGAGGAUGUCAUGGACCCCCUGAGCCUGUGUGCUGUGACUAUGGAGGAUGAGAACCUGGAGGCUUCAAACAGCUCCAUUCAGGCAGAACAGUUCAGUACAGACUCGGUGGCUUCAUCAGAAGACAAGGUCACAAUCAGAAAAAUAGUAGGUAAACCAAAGGGAAAGACCAACCAGGGUUUAGACAUUGUGAAGUAUGAGGCCAGGAAGUAUGUGUGUUGCUACUGUAACAGAAGGUUUGGGUGGUCAACGGACUUGAAGCGUCAUGUCAUCCUCCACACUGGGGAGAAGCCAUUCCAGUGCAAGGUUUGCCCCACGGCAUUCACUCGGAAAUUCCUGCUCCAGAACCACAUGAAAAGAAUGCACCCGGAUAAGUGCAAAAUGUCAGACUUGUGGCCUUAGGAGUUUUCUUUGCAUUGAUAGAUGAUCUUUCUCAUUCAUAAUUUAUGUUGCUGUCAAUGUGUUGAAAUUUCUGAGUGACUGAUUCACAGAAAGGAUCCUUUGGAGGGUAAUGUUUUUGUUUAAGGGCAUUGCAGUUUACAUCAAACAUUUAAACAAUGAUGGUUAUUUUGAUGAUGUGUUACCUGGAUACUAGUCAUGGAAAAAUUAUUUAAUGAUUGCUGUACCUUAUUUUGAACAAAUCUGUUGUUCUGAGGUUGGGGCAGUCAGUUGUAAAAUUCUAAGCUUUACAUUGUUCCUUCUUUGGCGGUAAGGCACACUACGGAUGACAAAAGUUAUUUAUUCUAGUCGUAAAUCUGAACACACACCAGAAUACACAUACAUAUAUAAAACCUUCUACAUAUACAGUAUAUUCUGCAUCUACAGUAUAUUUAUAUAAAAUUGAAGAGAUUCAACAGCUGUUUCCAUUAACAACUCUGAUGAAUGUGAUGUAUGGCAUUGAUGACAUGAUGCUAAUGAAAUAUAUUUUUUCAUGUGCAUGUUUUAAAGUGAACUAUAGUGCAGAAAUCAAUGAAUGAGUGGAGUUGUAAUGUUAAGAGACUUAUAUGUAAGGCAAACAAAGAGAAGCAAACUGGCUUCAACUGGUGCUCUUCACUGUAUGACCAUCUGAAUUUUACCAAAGACUCACCCCAAAACUACCUUUCUUUUUUUUUAUGAAAAUGUUUAUUGAGGAUAUAUUUGACAAGCAAUACUAUGAAGCAAAUAGGAUGAUUUUAACCAAUGCAUGUGUAUAUACAUUUUUUUUUUUACAUUGCUUGGUGCAAUCUGCAGAUUUAAUUGAAGGUUUGCAAAAUGUAUACUUUUUAAUUGUUGGAGUCUUUGAAAAAGAUCAAAAGUCUUGUGAUGACAACUG